AUGGCUUCCUGUGUGCUGCUGUGCUUUGCAUUAGUGGUGAAUGCCACAAGCAUGAUGACUCAAACCCUGCAAGGGAAAGUUAUGGCCUACACACCAAGCAGCUUUCCUAUCCAGCAACAGAUGUCGCUGGAGGAUCUUGAAAUGCUUCAUCUGGAUAACAUGAACCAGGAUACCUCUCCGAUUCGUGCCAUCAUUAUUCAAAAAAUUGAAGCAUGCCUGAGAAACAUGGAAGAAUUUUGUAACUUGUGCCCAGAUUCAUGUCUGAAAGCUUCAAGAAUCAUUGACAACAUGCUCUACAAAAAUGCUCCACAGCUCCAUUGUUACAUGGAUCUUGACACAGUAGAGGGCAGGGUGAAUGAUUUGCUCAGAUCUUUUCCGUAUAGAAACCAAAGAGAUCCAUGGAUAUCUUCAGCAGUUCCAUCAACAAAAGAUUUGCGGCAGCUGCCUGGGAUACAGAUGACAGACUCUAGUGUCUAUCAUACUAGAGUUGCCCCUGCUUUUACAAAUUUGCCUGCACAUUCAGGAGAUGUACCUCCACAUACUGUGUUCACUUCUCAGAGAUAUGUACCACAGAAUCACAACAUGGCCGCUGCUAAUUUAGCUCUAGUUGAAAGGCCUGAAAGCUUUAUGAGCACCGUAGUUGCUCCAUCUGUGUCAGGACUUCCUAACUGUAUUUCAGGCCUUGGUGGGAUUGAUAGUGCUGGAUUGCAAAAUGGCUAUUUAAAGGACCAUUUUCCAGCAAAUUUUGCCAGGGAUGCUUAUCGUGUUGAUAGUCCACAACCGUCUAUGUCUGGGAGUUCCAGUCCUUUAUCAGCCGUGUGUGAUCCAACCAUAAGUUCGGGUGCAAUGAUAAGAUCAUCAAUGGACUCUAUCUCUAAAGCAAGUGGGCAAAAACUCUUUACCGGCGAAGGACAAUUGUUUCAACAAUACAGAGAAUAUGAGAAAGAGUUAGAUGGUGCAUGGAGCCACCCAGCAGAGAAGGCAGUUCACUCAAAUAGGACAACUCAAAGCAAUGAAAUCUAUUUCAAAGAAGAAUGUGGACCUGACACAUUCAUGGAAAUGAAAGAAAACUAUUGGCGCGCCUUGGACUCUAGAGAUUCGUGCAGGGAGAUAUACUCAAAUUUAAGCACACCCAAUGCUCAGUAUCAGUGCUUCAUGUGUGAUUGUGAUCCUUGUGACCCUGAGAGAGAAAUUGUUGAGAGAUCUGAACAGACAUCAAAUAGCACAGUAUCAAAGCCAACUUCACCUAUUUCAGAUGAAUCUUCUGGCAAGCGUCCAGCAAAACGCCUGAAGGCUGAUGCUCCCACUCUUGUCAAUGUCAAUCAAGUAGAGAGUCCAAAGGAGCGAAAACCUGUUAUGAAUGAGAAUCAUGUAUCUGGUGGUGAAACUGUACAAUCAGAAAUCACAGAAUUACCUGCAAAAUCACCUUGCAGUUCAUCGGGAGACAUUAAUGCUGACAGCAAUAAUACGCUUGAACAGGGUAGUGAAGAUGCACCUAACACGGAGAUUGUUAAGGUAGAGGAAUUGUACUGUGCAAAGGGUGACAUUGAGAUGAAAGAGGCUAAGACUGUUGCAUUGGAUCAGACACCAAGAGGGGUCAAUUUAAGUUCAAGUCGAAAGAGAGGGGCUUCUAUACUUUAUGCAUUAACUGCUGAGGAGCUUAGAGAUCACAUGAGUAGUCUAAUAAACCAGCAUACUUGUCUGAGCAAAGUGACACCUCAAGAAUUCCCAUCAAUUGAUGGAUUGCCUGAUCAGAAUACAUGCAGUUUGUGUGGGAUGGAGAGGCUUCUUUUCGAACCUCCUCCACGAUUUUGUGCUCUCUGUUUCAAAAUUAUAAAUUCUGCAGGGUGCUAUUAUGUUGAAGUUGAAAAUGGAAGUGAGAAAACUUCUAUAUGUAGCAAAUGCCACCAUCUUAGCAGUUCAAGAGCUAAAUAUCAGAAGAAAUUUAAUUAUGCAGAAACAGAUGCUGAGGCUGAGUGGUGGGUACAGUGUGACAAGUGCAAAGCUUGGCAGCAUGAAAUCUGUGCUCUUUUUAACAGAAAGUGUGAAGGGGCAAAGGCUGAGUAUACUUGCGCAAAAUGUUUUUUGAAUGAAAAGGAUAGUGGAGAUAUUCAGGCACUGGAGUCAUCCACUGUUCUUGGGGCACAGGAGUUACCAAGAACUAAGCUAAGUGAUCAUAUUGAGCAAAGGCUUUCAGAGAGGCUUGAGCAGGACAGGCAACAGAGGGCGAGCGCCUCUGGAAAAGUUGCUGAAGAGGUACCAGGUGUGAAAGGUCUUACAGUUAGAGUAGUUUCUUCAGCUGAAAGAAUACUACAAGUCCAACCACGUUUUCGUGAUUUUUUUAAACAAGAAAAGUAUCCUGGGGAAUUUCCAUACAAAUCGAAGGCCAUUCUCUUGUUUCAAAAGAUUGAAGGUGUGGAUGUUUGCCUGUUUGCCAUGUAUGUACAAGAGUACGGUUCAGAUUGCCCAUCACCAAAUCAAAGACAUGUUUAUCUUGCAUAUAUCGAUUCUGUCAAAUAUUUCCGGCCUGAAAUCAAAUCUGCAAGUGGAGAAGCUCUUCGCACCUUUGUGUAUCAUGAAAUUUUGAUUGGUUAUCUGGACUACUGCAAGAAACGAGGAUUUGUAAGCUGUUCCAUAUGGGCUUGCCCAUCUACGAAGCGUGAUGAUUAUGUUUUAUAUUGUCAUCCAACAGUACAAAAGAUGCCCAAGUCUGACAAGCUUCGAAGCUGGUACCAGAACUUGAUCAAGAAAGCCGUUAAGGAGGGUGUUGUUGUGGAGCGUAAUACACUCUCUGACUUUUUUCUUCAGCCUACAAAUGAGUGCAAGGCCAAUAUUUCAGCAGCAUGCUUGCCAUAUUGUGAGAAUGAUUUCUGGCCUGGAGAAGCAGAGAGGCUCCUUGAGAAGAAAGAUGAUAAUACUUCACAGAAGAAAGAGACACAGGUAGGAAGGCUCUUGCGUGUUGCCAAACGCGACGACAGAAAAGGAAACCUUGAGAAUAUUUUGCUUGUGCACAAGCUUGGGGAAAGGAUGCGCACCAUGAAAGAAGAUUUCAUUAUGCUUUGUCUGCAACAGUUUUGCAAGCACUGUCACCAGCCUGUCGUAUCUGGCAAAAGUUGGGUUUGCACUAGCUGUAAAAAUUUCCAUCUUUGUGACAAGUGUCAUGCAGAGGAGCAGAAUACGGCACAGAAGGACAGGCAUCCGGCCACCACAAAACAGAAACAUGCAUUUCAAAGAAUGGAGGUAGAACCUCUUCCGGAGACUGAUGAUGGAGAUCCGACAAUGGAAAGUAAGUAUUUUGACAGCAGGAUCGAUUUCUUGAAGCACUGCCAAGACAAUCAAUUCCAGUUUGAUACCCUCCGGCGGGCAAAGCACUCUACAAUGAUGAUUCUGUAUUAUCUACACAAUUCGACCUGCUCUGCUUGCCAUCGUGCUGUGGAUCAAUGCUUGGUGUGGCGGUGCCUAGAGUGCCUGGGCUGCACCUUUUGUGAUCAAUGCUAUAAACAAAAUGGUCAAAGUUUGCAUAGUCAUGAAUUAAGGCAGAUUCACACUAGUGAAACUUUGCAGAAGCACACUCUACAGGAUUACAUUGAUGGCCUUGUGCAUGCAUCGAGGUGCUAUGAUCCACGUAACUGCACCCAUCCAGGUUGUUUAACCCUGAAGAAAUUGUUCUUCCAUGGUGUACGAUGUGAUAUCCGUGCCCGCAACUGGAGUGGUUGCAAUAAGUGUGUCUUUAUGUGGAAACUUCUUCUCUGCCACUCAAAAGAUUGCAACGAUGUAGACUGUCCCGUUCCUAGAUGCAGGGAUAUAAAGGCAUACAUAGCUGAAAAGCUGAAGCUUGUUGGUCCUGUGUUGUAG
Miscanthus lutarioriparius is the source of this 3855-nucleotide messenger RNA. NCBI's taxonomy places the organism in Eukaryota, Viridiplantae, Streptophyta, Magnoliopsida, Poales, Poaceae. The record is from the annotation of a GenBank genome assembly.